Molecule: messenger RNA, 5130 nt
Organism: Mirounga angustirostris (Northern elephant seal)
Lineage: Eukaryota; Metazoa; Chordata; Mammalia; Carnivora; Phocidae
Gene: TLR10
Product: toll like receptor 10
Exons: 4
Coding region: 1299-3728 (809 amino acids)
Biological process (GO): cellular response to bacterial lipopeptide; toll-like receptor signaling pathway; inflammatory response
Cellular component (GO): plasma membrane
Molecular function (GO): transmembrane signaling receptor activity; Toll-like receptor 2 binding; lipopeptide binding
Source: RefSeq, a predicted model, not a curated record
GGCUUGAAGAUUGUAAUGAAUUUAGGCAACGUGUAAUGCCACUAGCCUGCAGUAGAGGGCAAGGAGCUUAAGCUUCACUGAAAAGCUUGAUUCCAGUGCCCCUGCUGCCAGUCUAGCCCUGUCAGUGAACCAUCCACACCUGCAGCUCCGCUGGAGCCCCUGGAAGCCUGGGGAUGAGGAAACUCAUGGAUGCUGAGGACUUUGAGAGAAGAGUCAGACUUCAAGUUGUUGAUUGGACACAGAAUGGAGACAAUUGAAGAAUUAAGAUUUUCACAAUAUUCAUUAUUCAAGACAUGUAUUAAGUACCUAUGCUGCCAGGAACUUUUCUGGGCACUGGGACUAUAGCAGUGAAUGGAACAGAUAGAACUUCUCUUCCUACACAGCUUACAUUCUAGUAGGGGGAUAAGAAAAGAGAGAUUACGAACAAAAUGUUAGGUGGUGAGAAGGGCUAGAAAGAAAAAUAACUUUAAGAUAAGGAGAAUAGAGAGCAAUUAGGGAGUGGUAUUUUGUAGAGGGUGGUCAAAAACCGUCUUUCUGAUAUGGUAACCAUAGUGCAGAGAUGUCAAGGGAGUGAGGGAGCAUGCCACUUGUCAUUUGGGCAAAGUGUAUUCUGGAAAGAGAACAGCAAGUACAAGUUCGAAGAUUUGAUGUGAGAGCAUGCUUGGAAAGUGUAAAGAAUGACCAGACAAGAGUUGGGAGAUACGGAUUGAAGAUGUCAGAUCUUGCAAGGACUUGGGAUUUUCCUCUGGUUGAAAUAAGAAACCAGUGGAGGAUUUGGAGUAGGGAAGUGGCAGAGUCUGAUGUUCAUUUUAAAGAUUCCUCUGUCUGUUGGGAGGAAAUGACUGAAGAGGCAUAAGGUUGGUAGGAAAGGCCCCCUGGGACUCUAUCGAGAAAGGAGGCAGUAGGGGAGGUGGGGUGAAGAAGUUAGAGUCUAAUAUUAAAUUAAUAAACUCUUAAACUUUAUGUUCUCCCACACCAGGCACUGGGAAAAUACCAAAGCAAGGUAAACAGCUUGAUGAGUUUUCCUGCUUAUCCAUGCAUGUGUCCAAUACACACCUACCUUCACUUUCCUCAGACUUGUCACUCCUACAGACAAGCAGGAAGAAGAAAGGAUAUACUCCGUGGGAAGAUAUGGCGUAUGAUCCAGAUUGAUUUUGCCACCAACCUGAAGACAUAUGCAGCCAUAAAGACAGGAACCAUUCUGUUUAUUUCUAUGUUUUGGACCUGCCAUGUUAAUGGGAUUUUGAACUCAUCAUCAUUCAUAUAAGGGAACCAGUGAUAGAAUCCUUGGAAUUACAAUGAAAUAUAUCAGAAGCAUUUACAUAUUUUGUAGUAUUGCUAUGUCAGUGCAGGGCUGGGCUUCAAAGCUGCCAGAAGAAAGGGAGUUAACGACCAAUUUCUCCAACUUGUCCCUAAGAAAGAUUCCUGCAGACUUGACCCCAACCACAACCACACUGGAUUUAUCCUACAACCUCCUUUCUCAACUCCAGAGUUCAGAUUUUCGUUCUGUCUCUAAACUGAAAGUUUUGAUUCUAUGCCAUAACAGAAUCCAAGAGUUGGAUAUCAAGACCUUUGAAUUCAACAGAGAGUUAAGAUAUUUAGAUUUGUCUUAUAACAGAUUGAAGAUUGUAACUUGGUAUUCACUGGCAGGUCUCAGACAUUUAGAUCUUUCUUUCAAUGACUUUGACACCGUACCUAUCUGUGAGGAAACUGGCAACAUGUCACAUUUGGAAAUCCUAGGUUUAAGUGGGGCAAAAAUACAAAAAUCAGAUUUCCAGAAAAUUGCUCAUUUGCAUCUAAAUACUGUCUUCUUAGGAUUGAGAAGUCUUUCUCAUUAUGAAGAAGGUAGCCUGCCCAUCUUAAACACAACAAAACUUCACAUUGUUUUACCAAUGAACACAAAUUUCUGGGUUCUUUUGCGUGAUGGAAUCAAGACCUCAAAAAUACUAGAAAUGACAAAUAUAAAUGGCAAAAGCCAAUUUGCAAGUUAUGAAACUCAACAAAAUCUUACUUUAGAGGAUUCCAAGACCUCUGUUCUAUUACUUAACAAAGUUGAUUUACUCUGGGAUGACCUUCUCCUAAUCUUCCAGUUUGUUUGGCAUACAUCAGUAGAAUGCUUCCAAAUCCAACAUCUGACUUUUGGAGGCAAGGUUUAUCUUGACCACAAUUCAUUUGAUUACUCAAAUACUGUAAUGAGAACUAUGAAAUUGGAGUACAUACAGUUCAGAAUUUUUUAUAUUCCGCAGGAGAGGAUCUACUUGCUUUUUACCAAAAUGGAUAUAGAAAACCUGACUAUAUCAGAUGCACAAAUGCCACACAUGUUGUUUCCUGUUUAUCCUACAAGAUUCCAAUAUUUAAAUUUUGCUAAUAAUAUCUUAACGGAUGACCUGUUUAAGCAACCUAUCCAAUUGCCUCAUUUGAAAACUCUCAUUUUGAAGGGCAAUAAAUUGGAGACACUUUCUUUAGUGAGUUUCUUUGCCAACAACACAUCCCUGAAGCACUUAGAUCUGAGCCAGAAUCUGUUACAACAUGAAAAUGAUGAAAAUUGCUUUUGGCCAGAAACCUUGAUCACUAUGAACCUGUCAUCCAACGAACUUGCUGAUUCUGUUUUCAGGUGCUUGCCCAGAAGUAUUCAAAUACUUGACCUGAAUAAUAACAAAAUUCAAACUGUCCCGAAAGAGAUUAUUCAUCUGAAGUCUUUGCAAGUGCUAAAUCUUGCAUUUAAUUUUCUAACCGAUCUUCCUGGGUGCAGUCAUUUCAGAAAACUCUCAAUUCUGAACAUUGAAAUGAACUUAAUUCUCAGCCCAUCUCUGGAUUUUUUUCAGAGUUGUCAGGAAGUUAAGACUCUGAAUGCAGGAAGAAAUCCAUUCCGGUGUACUUGUGAAUUAAGAGAUCUCAUUCAGCUUGGAAAAUAUUCAGAGGGCAUGAUGAUCGGAUGGUCAGAUUCGUACAUCUGUGAAUACCCUUUGAAUCUAAAGGGGACUAGGUUAAAGGAUGUUCAUCUUCCUGAGUUAUCUUGCAACACAGCUCUGUUGAUUGUCACCAUUACAGUUAUCAUGCUAGUUCUGGGGAUGGCUGUGGCCUUCUGCUGCUUUUACUUUGAUCUGCCCUGGUAUCUCAGGAUGCUGGGUCAAUGGACACAGACAUUGCAGAGGAUUAGAAAGACAACCCAAGAACAACUCAAGAGAAAUGUCCAGUUCCAUGUGUUUAUUUCAUACAGUGAACAUGAUUCUACCUGGGUGAAGCAUGAAUUAAUCCCCAAUCUAGAGAAAGAAGAGAAAUUGAUUUGCCUUCAUGAGGGAAACUUUGACCCUGGCAAGAGCAUUACUGAAAAUAUCAUGAACUGCAUUGAGAAAAGCUGUAAGUCCAUCUUUGUUUUGUCUCCCAGCUUUGUCCAGAGUGAGUGGUACCAUUAUGAACUCUACUUUGCCCACCACAGUCUCUUCCAUGAAAAUUCUGAUUACAUAAUUUUUAUCUUACUGGAACCCAUUCCACUCUACUGCAUUCCUACCAGGUAUCCUACGCUGAAAGCUCUUCUGGAAAAGAAGGCAUACUUGGAAUGGCCCAAGGAUAGGCAUAAAUGUAGACUUUUUUGGGCAAAUCUUCGAGCCACUAUUAAUGUUAAUUUAUUAGAAACCGGAGAGAUGUGUGAACUACAGACAUUCGUGGAGCUGAAUGAAGAGUCUCGAGGUUCUGCAAUCUCUCUGAUAAGAACAGAGUGCCUAUAAAAUCUUCUCUUCCCCUAGGGAAAUUUGGGCCUGCAUACACUGUUGAGAUAGAAGUUGAGGGUGCCUGGGUGGCUCAGAUGGUUGAGCGUCUGCCUUCGGCUCGGGUCAUGAUCCCGGGGUCCUGGGAUCGAGUCCCGCAUCGGGCUCUCUGCUCCUUGGGAGCCUGCUUCUCCCUCUGCCUCUCUCUCUCUCUCUCUGUCUCUCAUGAAUAAAUAAAUAAAAUCUUUAAAAAAAAAAAGAAGUUGAUACAUGUUUAUGAUGGUAAUAUGGCAAUAUCAUUAAAAUGAAAAAUGAUUAUUAUUUUCAUGUCAGUUCCUAGAAGGAUUUCUAAGAAUGUAUACUACAGAAACACAAGUUUGCAAAGGCUUAUGUAAAAAGGUGUUCAUCCCAGCAUUGUUUAUAAUCAUGAAAAAUUGAACAGAGCUCACAUUUCCUAGAAUAAAGGUUGAUUCAAUAAAUUAUAGUUCAUUAAUGCAACAAAAUAUUACACAGCCAUUAAAAAGAAUGAGGUAGUGCUAUAUUUACUGGUAUGGGGAAAAUUAUACUAAUAUGGUGGUUUAUAUGUUGAAAUAAAAGUAUCAAUGAAUCUACACCAGUACAUUGAUAUAGUAACAGUGGUUUGAGUCUGGGAGGUUGUAUUACAGAAAACAUUUGAUUUCUAUGUUGUAUAUUUCUAUAACAUUGGGAUUGCUUAAGUGAAUCUGUAUUUCUUUUGUAGGUAGAAAAGUACAAUAAAGAUAAUAUUUGGGGCACCUGGGUGGCUCAGUCGUUAAGCGUCUGCCUUCGGCUCAGGUCAUGAUCCCAGGGUCCUGGGAUCGAGCCCCGCAUCGGGCUCCCUGCUUGGCAGGAAGCCUGCUUCUCCCUCUCCCACUCACCCUGCUUGUGUUCCCUCUCUCACUGUGUCUCUGUCUGUCAAAUAAAUAAAUAAAAUCUUUAAAAAAAAAAAAAAGAUAAUUUUUAAAGCCUAUACAUCCUAUUCAUUUUGCUUGAUUCUUCCUUUCUAGUCUCACUAGUCAUAGAACGAAAACAAGCUUUUCUAAAUAUUGUAAAAUUGUGUUACUUCCCUGAUUAGAAAUGUUACUUCCCCGAUUACAAAAAUUUCUGUGGCUUGGGAUACCUGGGUGGCUCAGUUGGUUAAGAAAAAUUUCUGUGACUUACACACCUAUAAAGGAAGAAAACGGCCAUAUUUAAAAUCUGACACCAAUCUCCUCUUACCUCCAUGCAUCCUAUCAUUGAGCCCUAACAAGUUAUUGGACCUUCCCCAGAACAUUCAGUCUCUUUGGUAUCAUGACUGGCUGUUGAGGGAAUCUUACAUAUCCUUCAAGGUACAAUCCAAAUGUCAACUCUUUUAUGAAAACUUCCUCAUUUCCAAGUAUGGUGCUCCUUGAUGCUCCAUAACACU